CCUUUCUUGGCUCUUGAAGAAGCUGCCACUAUUGGGAGACAGUGUAUCUCCUCCAACAGGAAUCAUGGAUACGUCUUAUCCUCGUGAAGACUACCUGCCCAUGUCAUCCCACAAGCAGGAACCUUCUCCCACAGUCAUCACCAUCAGACCCCCAGUGGUUCCUCGUGACUACAUGAUCUGGUCUGUCUUCAAUACCAUCUAUAUGAACCUCUGCUGCCUCGGCUUUGUAGCUCUCGCCUAUUCUGUCAAGGCACGAGAUCAGAAGGUGUCUGGUGAUCUGGAAGCUGCCCAUCGCUAUGGCUCCAAGGCCAAAUGCUACAAUGUCCUUGCCACGGUGUGGAAUGUGGUUCUGCCACUGGUGCUCAUUGCUCUGGUGGUCACAGGUGUCCUCCAUCUCUCCAAGCUGGCUCAGGAAUCCAUGGACUUUUUGGCUUACAGACUCUUUCCUAAUGAUGAUGACAAGAAGUGAGCAGAGAGCCUUGAGCAUUCCAGGGAACUUUGUUUUGGCUAUUCAGGUUGCUCCUUACAAAGACUGUCAAACUGGUGUGACUCAACCA
This is a messenger RNA of Heteronotia binoei (common prickly gecko), 557 nucleotides long. Its product is annotated as interferon-induced transmembrane protein 5-like. Lineage: Eukaryota; Metazoa; Chordata; Lepidosauria; Squamata; Gekkonidae. The record is from RefSeq and is a predicted model, not a curated record. The transcript has 2 exons. Gene Ontology annotation, cellular component: plasma membrane. Gene Ontology annotation, biological process: bone morphogenesis; bone mineralization. The coding region runs from base 65 to 469 and encodes 134 amino acids.